AUGUCAUCAAAGAAUUGUUUAGAAUUAAUUUCACAUAAAUUAUACAACAUUGAAGAAAUCGUUAACAAUUUCUAUAAGAAUCUUCCAAAAAAGAAUAUGGAUUUGUCACAUUUGAAUUGUGAACAGUUAGAAAACUUGGUAAAUGACACACUUCAAAACAUCGAAAAUAAAAAUUCAUCAACUACCCAUUCCAAUAAUCGUGAUAACAAUAAAAAACAUGCUCCAAAUAACGUUCUCCGCGAAUUAGGGCAAGAUUUAUCGAAUAAUACUUUAGAAGACUUAAUUAAUUCUACUACUCAACGUUAUAAUAACAAUAACUUCAAUGAUAAUAAAUGA
Molecule: messenger RNA, 336 nt
Organism: Funneliformis geosporum
Lineage: Eukaryota; Fungi; Glomeromycota; Glomeromycetes; Glomerales; Glomeraceae
Source: the annotation of a GenBank genome assembly